Molecule: messenger RNA, 1305 nt
Organism: Lactuca saligna
Lineage: Eukaryota; Viridiplantae; Streptophyta; Magnoliopsida; Asterales; Asteraceae
Source: the annotation of a GenBank genome assembly
AUGAAAGGUCUCUUCAAGUCAAAACCUAAGACGCCGGUUGACCUCGUCCGUCAAACUCGGGAUCUCCUCAUAUAUGUCGACCACAAUCCCGAUAGUCGCGAAAGCAAACGCGAAGAUAAGUUUGCAGCUCUGAGUAAGCUUCUCCGUGAGCUUAAGCAAAUUCUGUAUGGGAAUAGUGAAGCUGAACCUGUUUCUGAAGCUUGUGCUCAAUUGACCCAAGAGUUCUUCAAAGAAAAUACACUUCGCUUAGUGAUUGUUUGUCUCCCAAAGUUAAACUUAGAAGCUCGCAAAGAUGCUACUCAGAUUGUUGCAAACCUGCAACGUCAACAAGUUCAGUCACGAUUGAUUGCAUGUGAUUAUUUGGAGGCAAAUAUUGAUCUAAUGGAUAUCUUGGCAUCAGGUUAUGAGAAUCCAGAUAUGGCAUUACAUUAUGGUGCAAUGUUGAGAGAAUGCAUACGUCAUCAAAGUGUUGCUAGGUAUGUAUUGGAGUCGGAGCAUAUGAAGAAGUUCUUUGACUUUAUUCAACUUCCAAAUUUCGAUAUCGCAGCUGAUGCUGCAGCAACAUUCAAGGAACUAUUGACACGACACAAAUCAACAGUUGCUGAGUUUCUUUCUAAAAACUAUGACUGGUUUUUUGCAGAGUACAACUCUAAGCUUCUUGAGUCUCCAAAUUACAUCACAAGAAGACAAGCUAUCAAGCUAUUGGGAGACAUGUUGCUAGAUCGCUCAAAUUCUGCUGUAAUGACACGAUAUGCAAGUUCAAGAGACAACUUGAGGAUCUUGAUGAAUCUUCUCAGAGAGUCGAGCAAGAGCAUCCAGAUAGAAGCAUUUCAUGUUUUUAAGUUAUUUGCAGCCAAUCAGAAUAAGCCAGCUGACAUUGUGGGAAUACUUGUUGCAAAUAGGAGCAAGCUUCUUCGAUUGUUUGCUGAUUUUAAGCCGGAUAAAGAGGAUGAGCAGUUUGAGGCAGAUAAAGCCCAAGUGGUUAGAGAAAUUGCUGGGCUUGAACCACGAGACAAUUAAUUCGGGUAUGACGUGGCAAUGGCCAGUGAGAUAUAUAAUUAUAUAUAAGUUAUAUUAUUUUCACUUUGUUUGAUUUUAGCAUGUGAAAUAAACAUGUAAUGUUAGUGGUAUCAAAUAUUAAUAUGCGGAUGUAGAUAUAUGAAAAAUAAUAUAUAUUUUAAAAUAAAUUGGUGUAUUAUUAAUGAAUGUUUUGGCCUGGGAUAUACAUGCGUGCAUGCUAGUUAGGAAGUCGGUGUCGUAGUAGAUGAUGUAUCAUGUAUGUACAUUGUAUUAUUAGUUUUGACU